Molecule: messenger RNA, 1725 nt
Organism: Sycon ciliatum
Lineage: Eukaryota; Metazoa; Porifera; Calcarea; Leucosolenida; Sycettidae
Product: L-amino-acid oxidase-like
Exons: 1
Coding region: 1-1725 (574 amino acids)
Molecular function (GO): oxidoreductase activity
Source: RefSeq, a predicted model, not a curated record
AUGCGGAAAUAUCUGGACCAGGCUGCUGAAGUUCUGAGGUCAUGGAUACAGGAGAGUCAAAAUUCAGAACAGGCAGCUAUCAGAGAUAGCGAGGAUGAAACCUGCCCCACGUGUACAGCAACACCAUAUGAUACGGUUGUAGUGGGCGGCGGGAUAUCGGGCCUGUACAGCGCGUGGAGAAUAAAGCAGCAUUACCCGCAGAGCAGUGUUGCCCUGCUGGAGUCAAGCUCGCGCUUGGGCGGCCGCAUCUUGUCUCUACAACUGCCGGGCUUGCCGGAUGUUGCUGCUGACUUGGGUGCGAUGCACUAUCUGGAGGACUACACAUCCGUCCAAUCCUAUCUCAUCAGGACCGUGUUGAACAUCACCAGCAUCGAUUUCCCCACAAACUCGUCGGACCCGCGCCUGCCGUUCGUACUGCGAGGUCGGCGAUUCACCGCCGCUCAGCUAUCGAAUGUGACGGAGGUGAGCUCGGUGUACGCACUGAGCGCUGCCGAGAAGGCCCUGUACACGGGUCCCGGCUCUCUGUACGAGUACUACGUGCACAAACUGGUGCCGAGCUACGACAACAUAACCGUGGAUCCCUGGAAGGAGAAGACGAGCGAUGGCCGGUUUCUGAAAGACCUCGGAUGGCUAGAGCUGGCAAUGCUGGCAGGAAUGAGCGAUGAGGCGAUGCACCUCAUCAUUGAUUCAAGUGGCUUUGCUGAUUUCUGGGACAAUCCCAAUGCUGCUGCACUGAAGGUACAACAUACCACCUUCCUUCAUGCUUCUGAAUACAAAACCUUCGCCGGAGGAAUGGAAGACAUCGUGAGGAAGUUCGCCGACAUGACAAAGUACAUCGGCGUGGACGUGUACGUGAACACACCCGUGUCUGGCCUGGUAAACUGCGGUGAGCACGAGAAAGUGCUGUCGGCCAGUCGGGCAUUCUGUGCGAAGCAGGUCAUUCUCGCGUUGCCGCGUCCGGCUCUGGAGCCAAUCGACUGGGUCGGGCUGAGGGUCAACCCAGCGUGGCAGUCGGUGACACCCGUGCACGCCAUGAAGUUAUACCUGGGGUAUGAUGCACCAUGGUGGAGGAAGCCACCAGUGCAGUCAAAGAGUGGCUGGCUGUAUACGAACUUGCCUAUUCAACAAGUGCUAUAUCUCGGCUCGCAGGCUGAUCAUCCCACACAAACAAACAAGAACAACACAAACUCUCUGCUCAUGGCAAUGUACUGCACUGAGCAGUUUACGACCAUUUGGGAGUCUCUGAGCCGAGCUAAUGCUAGCCUGGAAGGCUUCCACGGCCGGCCCAAUCUCUUCACUGGCAACACGGAGCCGCCUAUCGUGGAGAACGUCGGCCGGCCAGUCUCCAUGGAAAUGCUACGACUUGUACGCCAGCAGCUGGCAAUGAUGCAUGGGAUGGCAGUGGAGGACGUGCCAGAGCCGUACACGGCAGCGCUUGUGGAUUGGCCAGCCGCAUGGCACUGGUGGAAACCCGGUGCAAACGCCUCCGAACUCUCUAGCAACGUCGCCAAGCUGCUGUUCGAGGAAGAGGUCUAUAUCGUCGGAGAAGCCUACAGCAACCUACAGGGAUGGAUUCAAGGUGCACUGUCCAUGACUGAGCAAGUUCUGCAGAAGAAACUUGGACUGCCACCACCUCCUGGACUCCCACCCAUUACAACAGGGCCUCAGCCCAAUCUCUGGCACGAGUUGAGAUUUGGGCGCAGGUUUCAGUCAAGUUCAAAGUGA